ACUUGUUUGAAGGUUAUAUUAAAAAUUACAGCAUUAGACAAAAUAGUAUGUAAAAAGUCUUGUUACAUGACAAUAAAGCAGAAUGUUGGGUAAUAUAAUAAACGGAGGUCAACUAUCCAUCUUUAUUAACAAAAAUGUAUCAAUUAUUGGUUUUGUUACUGAAAAGGCUCCCAAUGGCUUGUGGUUUGAAAUAAGAACAACAGAUAAUCAAAUUGUUCGCGUUACAAUGAAAUUACCCAUUGAUCAACCGCUUGAUGGUUAUGUAGAGGUCCAUGGUGUUUCAACAGGGAAAGGUAUAAUUGCAGACAGUUAUGUAGGGUUUGAUAAUGAUAAAUUUGAUGCUAAGUCCUAUAAUUUACUGUGCACAUUUCUUCACUCUAUUCCACGAUUGUGGGAUACUGAAAAACUUAAGGAGUCUUCUAUGAUUUAGUUUAUAUAUCAUGGGCUUAAUAAUAUAACUAGGUAAUUGAAAAUUCAUUGUUCGAGAUAUUUGUUAUUGCAUUCUUUAUAUACUUGUACCUUUUUGAAGCAACUCAGUAUAGAAGAUUUUUUUAAUUUGCAAAUAGAGGUUAUAGUGCUUUUGUGGAAACAUAAUUUAUAAAAAAAAUUAUCCUUUCUUUUUCUCAGAUAUAUAGUUGUAGAACUAACUUUAAUUGAAGUUUUUUUGAAUAUCUUAUAGAGGGAUGGGGAUAAAAAAAAAAUAAUAUUUUGCGUAGUUUUCAUUUAUUCUCGAAAACAGAAAGUAAUCCAAAUUUUAGAAAUCAACUUUACGGUACUCUAAAACUUCUAAGAAAAGAGACUAAAAUCAUAGUUUUAAUCUCAUUAUUUUUUUACUUGUCAACUUCUUUGAAUGCUGAUUAAGGUAGUCUGACAUAAAACUUAUAAUAAUGUCGUGGCUGGGGGCUUGCUAUGGAAAAGGGAUAUCAGAUCAUUGUACUUUAGUUUGCAGAUGGUUUUGAGAGUCUGGUAUAGAAGCUGCAAUUGUUUGUUAGAUGUUGUAUAGUGUUUGAAUUACAUUUGACAGCUUGAAACUCUUCAUCAUCAAAGUUUUCUUUGAAUGUGAAAUAGUAUGGAAGACUUGCCUAUUUAAAUUAGUUUGUACAAAACAAGGUUUGCAAUGUCUCCUUUUUUUGAAUCCGUAAGCACAAUUGAUUUCCGGUCACUUGUCCAACAAGUUUUUCCCACUCUCUUAAAUUCAGUUCUGAUUGCAGAAUGUAUCAAACUUGGGAUCAAUAUUUUUAAUGUUUAAUAGACCACAGCAUAUAUGCUGCUACAAAUUGAUUUAAAUUCGCAAUCGCAACACAACAAAGAGACUGGAAGUAUUCAAACAAACAAGAAGCUAUCUAGAGUUACCUGCUUUUUGAGUUUAAUUUUUAUGAAGAGUUUGUUGUAUCUAAAGUUACCUAGUUAUAAAUAAAUAUUUCGUUUUCUAA
This is a messenger RNA of Diorhabda carinulata, 1433 nucleotides long. RefSeq lists its product as uncharacterized. The record is from RefSeq and is a predicted model, not a curated record. The transcript has 2 exons. Gene Ontology annotation, biological process: base-excision repair; double-strand break repair via homologous recombination; DNA replication. Bases 83 to 430 code for a protein of 115 amino acids. NCBI's taxonomy places the organism in Eukaryota, Metazoa, Arthropoda, Insecta, Coleoptera, Chrysomelidae. Gene Ontology annotation, cellular component: nucleus; site of double-strand break; DNA replication factor A complex. Gene Ontology annotation, molecular function: single-stranded DNA binding; damaged DNA binding.